AUGCAUUUGCCACCAGUUACCCAGGAAAGCCUCAACCUGCUGGGCCCUGCAAGCAGCUUGUGCUUGGGAGCGUUGAUUUCCAUCGUCUCUGGCAACCUUAAUCCAAACCCCAUCUUACCUCCUCCUUCUACUCAGCCUGAAAGAAGAUGCUCGUGUAACUCGGUUCGCAUGGAUAGAGGCACCGAAGCUGGAGCGACACCCGUGCUGGUGAUGUUUAUAAACUGUUUGUCGGAGGCUUUGGCCUGCUGCUCCCGGGGAGAUGCUUGGCAGACACGUCUGCUGCAUGUGGAAGCCUUAUCACGACAUUUAAACGCAAAUCCAUAUGCGUGUGUAAAUCUUGCACGGGUUCGCACCUCUACCGCCGCUUUACUUCUAGACAAGGCAUCUUUUCUUACAAAGAAGCUAAAUAUUGGUGGGAAAAGAGUAAACCUUGCAAUAUGGGAUACAGCUGGCCAAGAAAGAUUUCAUGCACUGGGGCCGAUCUACUACAGGGAUUCUAAUGGCGCUAUUCUAGUAUAUGAUAUAACAGAUGAAGACUCUUUUCAAAAGGUAAAAAACUGGGUUAAAGAAUUAAGAAAAAUGUUGGGAAAUGAAAUCUGUUUAUGUAUAGUAGGUAAUAAAAUAGACUUGGAAAAAGAGAGACAUGUUUCAGUGCAAGAAGCAGAAACGUAUGCUGAAUCUGUUGGAGCAAAACAUUAUCAUACUUCAGCUAAACAGAACAAAGGAAUUGAAGAACUGUUUCUUGACCUUUGUAAAAGAAUGAUAGAAACUGCUCAAGUGGAUGAAAGAGCAAGAGGCAAUGGUUCCAGUCAGUCAGGAAUAGCAAGGCGAGGUGUACAGAUCAUUGAUGAUGAACCACAAGUACAGAGCAGUGGAGGGUGCUGUUCUUCUGGAUAAUUAUAAAACUGUGCAUCACUGCCCUCUCAAUAUGAAGACUGCCAUAUUCCAAGUCACGCAUUCUUUACCAAUGGAGUAAUAGAAUUAACAGUAUUUAAAAAUAAUCACAUGUAACACUGCAGAGACCUUAAGUGCUAAACUAGUGGCGUCUGUGACCAGAGAAUUGGCAUUUUCUACAGUGGUUAACAAAGCAAUUACCAAUGGCCUUUUUACAUAUUUUUCUUUAAUGAGGAUUAAUAUGCAUGUAGAAAAGACCUACUUAAAGGCUUCAUUUAUAUUCUUUUAAAUCAGAUCAUUAUUUAAUAACUUAUAUACAUUGUUGUUGGAAUGGUAUACGUUUUUGCAGCUCUUUGUAUUUUGUGGUAGAUUGAAUUGUAUCACUUCUAAAAUGCAAAUUGAUUUUUUUUUUUUAAAUUAGCAGAUAUCUGAAGUAAUAUUUUUGCAGGGCCUCCACAAGCCUAUAACUGUCAACUACUUUGAUAUAUUCUGUUCAUCCUGUAUGCCAAGCUGGUAAAAUACAUUGUAAAUUACGUAUUAAAUAUUUUAUCUGCUUUUACAAUUGCAGGUGCAGAAAUAUGUACAUCAGUCUUGUCAGUGAUUGUGAAGUGAAUAAGUCAGUGAAAGAUGCAAGCUUUUCAUGUGUACUGUUGAAUUGCUCAUUCUAUUCCUCCUACCUGAAAACAGCUUUUUUUGGUACAUUCAUAGCUACAGCAUUUUUUUAAAGCCUUUUCUGGCAAGCAGCAGUAUUUAGAGUAUGCCCUUAGCGGGAAGAGAAUGCUUCCUUAGACUGCUGUUUAAUAUUGAGGUGUUUGACUCCCAGCUAAAACAGUUGGCGCAUGCAUAUCUUUUGCCUCUGCAGUUACUUUGGCCUCUCACAAUAUCCCCAGAAAGUCAAAGCAACUUUAGCCUUCAUCUCCCUGGUAGCUAGUAAACCAGAUGCAAGGAAAACUCUUAAGCUGCAUUAAUACAUUUGUGUCCCAAGACAGCAUUAUAAACUAUUAAUGAGCAUAACUUUUUCUCCCCCUGUAUUGCAGGGCUUGAGUGAACCAAUGAAUUGGCAUUAACUAGAACUGCUUCUGAUUUGGAGUGAUUAAAUGGAAGAUAUGAAACUUGCCAGAUGUAAUUGUAACUUUGGAGAUACUAGACAGAACUGAACUUACUCCUGACUUGCUC
This is a messenger RNA of Nipponia nippon (crested ibis), 2070 nucleotides long. The record is from RefSeq and is a predicted model, not a curated record. Lineage: Eukaryota; Metazoa; Chordata; Aves; Pelecaniformes; Threskiornithidae.